AAGCAGGGGGGAGAGAGAGAGAGAGAGGGAGAGAGGGAGAGGGAGGAGAAAAUGAACGGAAAAGUCACAGAAGGACAAGGAAGACAGCAAAAAACUAAUUGCCCGAAAUUGAAGUCACGCAGUUUGUCACGCGUGCCUCAUACCCAGGAGGCUCCGCGCGCGCUUUACGCAGCGCUGCGUCACUCUCUCCAAACUGUUCCACACGACGACCUGAGUUCACAUGGACUCCUGCGAGUUGCCAAUGAAUCCGUGCGGUUCAAAUGAGAGGACGCAGUGAGUUUGAACUGGGACCGGUUGAUAAACCAGCAUGGCAGACAGAAGGACUUUCAACGUGGUGAUUUUGGGUGUUGGAUUUCUGUUCAUUUUCACCGCCUUCACCACUUGCGGCAACGUUGAACAAACGGUAGUGAAAAGCCUGCGGAAUGUCACCUUGGGCGGGACCGGGUACCACAGCCUGGGGAUCAUCUACGGAGUCUUUUCUUUCGCCAAUUUACUGGCACCAGCCGUCGUGGCGGUAAUUGGGCCGAGGGUCACCAUGUUUCUCAGCGGCCUACUUUACAGCGGGUACGUCGCUGUGUUCAUCGUCCCUUCAACGUGGUCCUUUUAUCUGACCUCCGUGCUCCUCGGCGUAGGAGCCGCCAUGCUGUGGACAGCUCAAGGACACUUCCUGGUGGAGAACUCGGAGGCCUCCACCAUCAACAGGAACACGGGGAUGUUCUGGGCUCUCCUGCAGUGCAGCAUGUUAUUUGGCAAUCUUUACAUUUAUUUGGACGGUUAUGGAAAGACAGAGAUAUCAGACAGCAGCAGGAAGAACCUGUUUCUGUCCCUGCUGGUGGCCUCCGUACUCGGCACACUCAGCUUCCUCGCGCUGAGAAGGAGCCACGGCGAAGACGAGAUGCUCUCCGAAGAGGAAGGGCAGUCGCUGCUCUCGACCCGCGUGAUGUACAAGCACAGAGCAAACGGUGCCAUGCAAGAUGCCAAGUCAGAAUUCAAAACCAUCCUGCAGCUGCUGAGGACUCCGACCAUCCUGCUGCUGAGUCCCUGCAUGGCGUACAGCGGCCUGGAGCUGGCGUUCUACAGCGGCGUGUACGGGACCUGCAUCGGAGCCACGGCGCAGUUUGGGGAUGCGGCCAGAGGCUUGAUCGGGAUCUCUGGCAUCGUGGUGGGCAUCGGGGAAAUUGUGGGCGGCGGCUUGUUCGGGUUGCUGUGCACCAACAACCGCUUCAGGCGGACCUCCGUGGUCUUCCUGGGGAUGGUCGUCCACUUCGUCGCCGUCUACUUGAUCUUCCUCAACAUCCCGGACGACGCCCCCGUCGUCUUUAGCACGGCCACCCAGAGCAAACCGUUCCUGACUCCCAGCGUGUCCAUCGCCCUGCUGUGCAGCUUCCUGCUCGGACUCGGGGACAGCUGCUUCAACACGCAGCUCUACAGCAUUCUGGGCAGCGUGUACGCCGAGCACAGCGCGCCCGCCUUCGCCAUCUUCAAAUUCAUCCAGUCUGUGUUCGCAGCGGUGGCCUUCUUCUACGGCGGGUACCUGCCGCUCAAGUGGCAGCUGCUGGCGAUGGUCGCGCUGGGCUUCGCCGGGACGCUGUGCUUCUUCGCGGUGGAGCGGACGCAGAGCGUCUCCGCAGACUCGCAGGAGGAUUAGAAGGGGAGGACGUCUGUGCGGCGAAAGUACUUUUAAGCGUUUCCGCGUAAGGUGGAUCGUUCUUCACUAAUACGCUCGUCUCAUCGUAGGUUUUUAAAAUAGCCCCUUGCCUUAUCGAGUACUUAUUCGCAUUGCUUCCAGCUCAGGUUUCUUAUUACAGGCAGUUUUAUAAUAUGUAAUUCAAAAUAAUGUCAUGCCUGAAUUUUUUAAAUUUUUUUUAAGCUGUUCCGUUUGGCGGAAAUCAUUGAAAUGUAUGCAAGUGUCGUAGUAUUGUUGUAAUGAAAUAUUUACUAGUUAAUGCCUGACAAUCAUUUUGUACUCAAUGUUGAAAGUUAAAGAAAGUUGAAUGUUUUUUCAGUCAUUUAAAAUCGAACAUGCUGAGCAAAGCUAUUUACUGUAAUAAACACUUAAGAUGUUGUAAAUGUCCCAAAAGGUUCAAUCUGUAAAUAAAUCUGAAUGGGAUCACACUUCUCUGAGCGGAGUUGGAGGAGACGUUACGUGUUUCAGGUCGAAAACGCUUUCACUCCUCCAGUUUAACGCAAAACAAGAUAAAUCUACCGUCCGUUAUCCUGAAUUUCCACAUUUAUUGCAGAAUCCACGAGGCCAUUAAUCAAAAGAGGAGCAGCAGAGGGGUUAUAGGCCCUCGGGCCCCAUAUUACCUCGCUGGUAAUUGAGUAUUGAUUACAUUAUAAGGAGAGUAAGCAGUUUUGUGUGACCUUAAGCCAAUUGUGGCGCAUUCCUGACAACAAAGAGCUGAUGGGUUAAGUGAAGUAUACAGCGUUUACUCACACAAUUAAACUGCGCCAGGGUUCAUGUUAUUAGUUUAGAAAACCUCGUAAGGAAAGUAACUGGGUUUGGAUAAGUCUAUUACCUGAACACCGGCUAAUGCGUCAGCUCGUAGUGAUUCCACUGCGUUUCUCCACCCAAAGGUAACAGAGAAAAAUGAUCUGCAUCACUGAAGUAAAUAAAUGAGCUGUUCUUUAUUAAAAUGCAGAGCGGAGUGCAUUUCAAAAAUAAGCCCAACUGUAUUUGCAGUAAAUUGAUGUUUGUUUUGACCACUUUUUUUUUCUUUCUGACUCAUUUCCUUAUGUUACACUUUGUGGAUCCUUUUAUCAAAAAAAAAAAAAAAGUCUUCAUCAGUUUCACUCCGCCGUCAUUUUCCAUUGGACUGGAAAGCCAAUCAAAAGCGCGAUUUAGUUCCCUUUACGGACCCGUGGGAAACGCGGGCGCAGCCCGUUAGCGGUCCG
Molecule: messenger RNA, 2895 nt
Organism: Gasterosteus aculeatus aculeatus (three-spined stickleback)
Lineage: Eukaryota; Metazoa; Chordata; Actinopteri; Perciformes; Gasterosteidae
Source: RefSeq, a predicted model, not a curated record